Messenger RNA from Lolium perenne, 1466 nucleotides. RefSeq lists its product as uncharacterized. The record is from RefSeq and is a predicted model, not a curated record. NCBI's taxonomy places the organism in Eukaryota, Viridiplantae, Streptophyta, Magnoliopsida, Poales, Poaceae.
UUGCACCACCACAUCAUCACUCGCAUCCUCUUCACUCCACCAGCUCGCAUACCUCAGCUACUACCAGUCAUGGCGUUUGUCCGGCGCCCGUGCACGGUGGCGCUGCUCGCCUGUGCCGCCGCGUUCCUCGUUGCCGCCGUCGGCGCCCAGCCAGCGGACCCGAGCGGCAAGCCGUUGGAUCAAAAUCCCAUCCUCACGGACCCCGAUAUACAGCGCGUGUACAUGAGCCCUGGCGGGCCGCUCACCACGGUGAGCUGCUACAACCGGAGCAACCCGGCGGCGAAGGAGCCUGACUGCAGGAUCACGGCGCGCCAGUGCCCCCGCGGCUGCCGCGACCUCUGCUACGUGCACUGCCCCACCUGCAAGCUCGUCUGCAUGUGUGAUCUGACCGGCACGGAGUGCUACGACCCGCGCUUCGUGGGCGGCGACGGCAACAAGUUCCUCUUCCACGGCCGCAGGGACGCCGACUUCUGCCUCCUCUCCGACUCCAACCUGCACAUCAACGCGCACUUCAUCGGCAAGCGCAACGAGCAGGGGGCACGGGACUUCACCUGGGUGCAGGCGCUCGGCAUCCGCUUCGGCGGCCACCGCCUCUACCUCGGCGUCAAGCGGACCGUCACCUGGAACAGCGCCGUCGACCGCCUCGCAAUCACCUUCGAUGGCCUGCCCGUCGAGCUCGACGCCGCGCCGGCAGCCAGCUGGAGCCCAGUCUCCGCACCUGCGCUAUCUGUCUUCCGCACCGGCGCGGCCAACGGUGUCGUGGUGCGCCUCGACGGGCGGUUCCGGAUCGUCGCCAACGCGGUGCCGGUCACCGAGGAGGACUCCAGGGUCCACGGCUACGGCCUCACCGCCGACGACAGCCUCGCGCACCUCAACGUGGCCUUCAAGUUCCACUCCAUCAGCGCCGACGUGCAUGGCGUGCUCGGCCAGACCUACCGCUCCGACUACGUCAGCGCCGGGGUCGACAUGGGCGCCAAGAUCCCGGUGAUGGGAGGCGCCGGGAAGUACCAGGUGUCCAACAUCUUCGGGACGGACUGCGAGGUGGCGCGCUUCGCCGGCGAGGAUCUCGGGGAGGUGGGCCUGAUCCAGGAACCGGCGGACACCAUGUGCGGCAGCGGCAAGGGCAGCGCCGGGCUGGUCUGCAAGAAGUGAAAUACUAUGGCGCGAUAGCUGCUUUUGCGUUCUAUACAUACGUGUCCGCUGCUGCUACAUUUGUCAGUAGCGGUUCUACGUUUGGUUUCAGAAUAAAUCACGUGCUGUCUGGUGAUGUUUUGUGUUGGUCGUCGUACCUGUGUAGGGCAACGUUGAAAGCAAAACGAUGCUCGGUGUGUGCUAGGCUAGGAUAGGAUCGGCAGGCAUGGCUCGAGGUUCAGAUGCAUGCCGACCGAAUCUUAGCUACUCCUCGUGGUUUGUUUUUCGAUAAUUAAUUAACGAAUCAAGCUUUUGUACUACUCCUGCCGUUUCAG